Molecule: messenger RNA, 2823 nt
Organism: Exophiala spinifera
Lineage: Eukaryota; Fungi; Ascomycota; Eurotiomycetes; Chaetothyriales; Herpotrichiellaceae
Exons: 2
Coding region: 1-2823 (940 amino acids)
Biological process (GO): autophagosome assembly; autophagy of peroxisome; endocytosis
Cellular component (GO): peroxisome; phagophore assembly site; phosphatidylinositol 3-kinase complex, class III, type I
Molecular function (GO): 1-phosphatidylinositol-3-kinase activity
Source: RefSeq, a predicted model, not a curated record
AUGGACACCUACACGUUUGCGACCUCACGGCAGAUUGAUUUUCCCGUGUGUCUGAGAAUAAACACUUUGGAAGGAAAACAGUCUACAAUUCCUCAGACGGUACUAUUGAAACAUCCGGAGAUUCGUCAUGUUGGGUCAGUUCAGAAUCCGUUAUCAGAGCUCUUCGUCACUGUUCAACUAUGGGCUGAGUCCAAGCCGCUUGGGGUGUCUGUUCAAACUCCUCAUACGUUCUUUAAGAAUACCAGGACCUGGAACAAAUGGCUUGAACUCCCCGUCCCAGUUAGAGAUUGUCCUGCAUCCUCACAGGUAGCGAUCACGGUGUGGGAUCUCUCAGCUUGUCCUCUAGAUGGCAGUGUGGAUCACUCUGUUCCAUUUGCGGGGACUACCAUCCCGCUAUUUGAUGACGAUGGCGCUCUCAGAAGGGGUCGCCAAAAAUGUCGAAUGUAUCGGAAAAAGAUCGCUGAUGGGCAUCUCCCUUCGACCACUCCGCAUAUUCCACGCCCAAAGCGGAGAAGAAGGAACGAAGCGCGGCCACAGUCCAGCCCUGAAGAAGAAGAGUUGGAAAGGCUUGAGCAGCUGUUCAAAAAGCACGAGAUGAAUGAAAUCCCUCAAAACGAUUGGCUCGACCAGCUUGUCUUCCAAAAUGUUGGCAAGAAGGCCCGUGAAGUUGACGAAGCUGCAAGAAAGCGGGCAAGUAUGCGUAAAGCUGCAAAACGAAGGUCUCGUAAAGACGACUCGUCCAAACUCGCGGCUGGAGGUCAUACCGAUCAACAUGAUUCAGACCUGAGCGAUUCCGAAUCCGGGACAGAUGACGACGAGCACUUCACCUUGUAUAUUGAUUUUCCCCGAUGGGAUUUCCCGGUGGUCUUUGAAGAUCAUGAAUACAACCCCCCGAAGUUGAUGAAGGAGUUUCAAACAAAUAUGUCGGCGUCUAUGACCGGCACCAAACCUCCGCCGGAGGUACGCUAUGGACCAGGAAUUGCAGCCGGAAACUCAGUGGUCGAUGAUGAAGACCACCCGGUUGUUCAGAUCUUUGAUCCUGAACAAUUUCAGCGAGAGAAUCCCUGCGAAUCAAAACAUCGCCGUCUGGUCAGAAGUGAUAGAAACGCAUUGUACGACGUCGAUCAAAAGCCAAAUGCUAAACUUCGGGAUGAAAUCAACGAGAUUUUGUCCUAUGGGCCAACACAGGAGCUCACUCCACAAGAAAAAGAUGUCAUUUGGACCUUCCGUCGGCACCUGAGCCGUGACAAACGGGCUUUGACGAAGGUAGUCAAGGCCACAGACUGGAAUAGUCCCAGCGAGGCCAGACAAAUGGCCGAACUGAUUCCAAAGUGGGCGAAAAUUGAUGUUGACUCUGCCCUGGAGCUUCUUGGCCCAACUUACGAUAGCGCGGUCGUGCGCGCAUAUGCAGUCGACCGCUUACGACAAGCAGGAGAUGCAGAAUUACUGUUGUAUUUGUUACAACUUGUUCAAGCCCUAAAGUUCGAGCAGUACGAUUCGCAGGCCGAGACCUUGCCGUCCUCAUCACUAGCAAAGUUUCUUAUUGACCGUGCCGCCAAUAACUUCAAAUUAGGGAACUACCUGCAUUGGUAUUUGAUGGUUGAAUGUGAUGAUCAAGGUCCAGAUACAAAUGCUGCAAACAGGAAGCUGUUUGCAAGAGUCGAGUAUCACUUCAUGGUCGAGCUGGAAAAGCGAGCACCAGAGCAAAGAAAAACUUUACUGAGACAGGCUGAGAUGAUCGCCAUCUUGUCGAGAAUCAGUAAAGAAAUCAGAUUCACUCGGAACAAUCGCAUACAAAAAAUCGAGAUGCUUAAGAAGUAUCUUGCUGACCCGAAGAAUGAGCUCAUCAAGAUUGAUCCGCCCAUUCCCCUGCCACUGGACCCGGAAAUCGAAGUCAGUGGUGUUUUCCCUGACGAAGCCAAUGUGUUCAAAUCGUCGUUGUCUCCACUGCUACUCAAUUUCAAGAUCGCUGGUUCAGUUGAAGCUGGCAACUUUUCGAGUCAAGCACGUUCCCAAAGUCAGGCAAAGUACCCGAUGAUGUUCAAAACUGGCGAUGACCUCAGACAAGAUCAGCUUGUGAUUCAAAUCAUCGAGUUGAUGAACAAUUUGCUCCUCAAGGAGAACUUGGAUCUCAAGCUUACGCCGUAUCGCAUUCUCGCGACCUCGCCAACUGCAGGAGCCGUACAAUUCAUCCCAUCGACAGCAAUUUCGGCCGUUUCGGCAAAAUACAAAGGUUCGGUGCUCGCAUACUUAAGAGCGAACAAUCCCGACGCCACUGGACCUCUCGGCGUGCGAAAAGAAGCGAUGGACACAUACAUCCGAUCCUGUGCUGGCUAUUGUGUGAUCACCUACAUCCUCGGGGUUGGAGACCGACAUCUUGAUAACCUCUUACUCCAACCGUCCGGCCACUUCUUUCACAUCGAUUUUGGAUUCAUUCUGGGACGUGAUCCAAAGCCAUUUGCUCCGCUGAUCAAGCUAUGCAAGGAAAUGGUAGAGGGUCUUGGCGGAACGGCGUCUCCGCAAUAUGCUCAAUUUAAGCAGUAUUGCUUCACAGCCUAUACGACCUUGAGGAAAUCAAGUUCCCUUGUUCUGAACCUGUUCAGCCUUAUGGUGCAGAGCUCCGUUCAGGACAUCCGGCUCGUGGAGGAACAGACAGGCGGAAUUGGUGGUGCUGUCGGGAAAGUAAGGGAGAGAUUCCACCUGGAUGUCAGCGAAGAAGAGGCUGUAAGACUAUUGGAUCAGGUGUUGGCCGACAGUGUCAAUGCGGUGUUUGGAGUAGUGAUUGACCGACUACACGAGUUUGUUCAAGGAUGGCGGGCAUAG